AUGCUGACUAAGAAGUGGGCGUAUCGGGAUCCGGUGUUCGCUGUAGGGCGUCACACAGUUCCUUUGCUAAGGAAAUUGCGAUACCUGGAACUCCAUCUGGACAUACACCUUACAUUCAGUGGACACUUCACUACUGUUUCGGGGAAGGCGUCUCAGGCAACACUGGCUAUAGGACGGCUCAUGCCCAACCUUGGAGGACCCUCACAGUCCAAGAGAGCGCUGCUAAUGUCAGUGGCACAGAGGAUUGCGGCUCUCAGAGUUACGAGGGCCUACCACACAGUCUCGGCCGAGGCAGCCUUAUUUCUGGCGGGAACUCCUCCGGUUGAUCUUCUUGCUUUGGAACGCAAAAGAGUCCGAAAUAAACUUGACGACCCGGACAGAGCUGACUAA
Messenger RNA from Myzus persicae (green peach aphid), 390 nucleotides. RefSeq lists its product as uncharacterized. The record is from RefSeq and is a predicted model, not a curated record. Bases 1 to 390 code for a protein of 129 amino acids. The transcript has 2 exons. Lineage: Eukaryota; Metazoa; Arthropoda; Insecta; Hemiptera; Aphididae.